This is a messenger RNA of Alnus glutinosa, 1910 nucleotides long. RefSeq names its product factor of DNA methylation 1-like. The coding region runs from base 193 to 1173 and encodes 326 amino acids. The record is from RefSeq and is a predicted model, not a curated record. NCBI's taxonomy places the organism in Eukaryota, Viridiplantae, Streptophyta, Magnoliopsida, Fagales, Betulaceae. Gene Ontology annotation, biological process: gene silencing by siRNA-directed DNA methylation. The transcript is spliced from 7 exons.
AGUAAUUUGGAGAUUAGGUAUGACGUAGUUUUGAACUUGGUCUUUGUCCAUAUCAAAAGCUGCCACCUUUUCUCCCCCUUCUCUGCCUUUCACUCCAAAGCCACUCACCGCAGAGCACCAUAGCAGCACAAAGGCUGAACUUGAAAGUAGAAACCAUUUCCCCACUACUUGGCACCUAAAAUUUUUGUCCAGAUGUGGAACCACAACUAUGAAGAUGAAUUAAUCAAAUGCCACAGAUUUGCUGUGGGCCUUGCAAAGGAGAUUGAUUACAAGAACCAAAGGUUGUUGGAGAUGGAGCAUAAGUAUAAUGAGACAAUGGCUACUGUUUGCAGACUUAAAGAGGAAGUUAAAUCCAAAGACACGAGAUUUUUGGAAAUGAAGCAGAAGUACAAUGAGUCCUCUGCAACUGUUAAAAGGCUGAUGAAUGAAACAGAUUUGUUGCAUUCAGAGAUGAGAAAAACGCAGUCCAUCAACAGGAAGCCGGAUGAGGCCUUGAAAUGUAAAAAGAAAGAGCUCGACCAGCAAGCCAAAGAAUUGGAAGAGAGUAAAGCCCAUAAUGACCUGGAGCGAAGAAGUUUUUUGAACGACAUUGAAAAGUUGAAAGAAGAAUUGCAGGCUCAAGAGGAAAAGACAGAUGCAAUAGAAAACCUUAACUCUGUUCUGUUGGUUAAAGAGCAUAUGAUUAACCAAGAGCUACAAGAGGCUCGCAAAGAAUCAAUAGAAAGCUUGCAAAAUAUGUUGACUGGGCGAUCAAAACUGGGAAUAAAAAGAAUGGGGGAGGUUGACUGGAAACCUUUUGGAGAUAUAUGCUCACAGAAAUUCCCUGGUGAAGACUGGGCGAAGAUAUCUGCUGAAUUAUGUUCAGAAUGGCAAGAAAAGUUGAAGAAUCCACAUUGGCACCCUUUCAAGAAAGUCAUGGAAAAUGAUGAACCACAAGAACAAAUAGAUGAAGGCGACGAAGACUUGAAAGAGUUGAAAACUAAAUGGGGUGAGGAUGUAUACGAGGCUGUUACCAAAGCAUUGCUGGAAAUGAAUGAAGUCAAUGCAAGUGGGAGCUAUGCAGUCCCAGAAAUUUGGAACUUAAUGGAGGACAGGAGAGCCAGUAUGAAAGAAAUCAUUCAGUAUAUAAUCAAGCAAUUGCGGGCUCAUAUGCGUAAAAGAAAACGUUGUUAAUGUUGGCACCAGGUCUCACUUUAUUAUCUCCAGUGACGUUGUUGUUUUGAACCCGAUUGUUCUCUCGAGUCCCUGGUGUUUAUCGUCUUCUCUGGUAGUGUGUUUAAGGUUUUUCUUGGAAAGCCAGAUCUAUGUGUCUUCACCAGAGAUCUCUUGUCACGCGCCCCCUAGCUGCUUUCACUAUCGUUUGUCGGUCCAGUCGUCUCAAGCUGUGGUCGCGUCGCUAUUCCCUGACCGGCUCUUGGCCAGCACGCGCAGAGUUCCUGUAUCUACACCUGAGGGCCAUGCGUCGUUUCUCAGGCCUAGUUUGUGGUGGUUCGUGGUGGUUGAGUUUUGCUGGGGUCUCGAGAUUUGGUGCGUGUCUUGAUCGUGCCGACUUAGGAAACGGCCAGCUCCUUUCCGGCAAGGGCAGUGGUUGGAUUUUCUGUGUGGUUUUGUAUAUUCUUGUCUCUUUGCUUGGUUUCUUUGCAAUGGGCUGAUAUUGCUUGGGCUUUUUAGUGGCUUUUGCUAGACUAGGCCUCUUUUCCUUUGUUGGGUUGUGCUUUAUUGUUUUGAGAGGCCCUAAUGCUUGGUCUUGUUAUGUCUAGCCUGUUGUAUUUGUUUCCCUGUUAUGUUCUAGUUUAGGCAGUUUGCACUAAGGUCAGAUUUUACUAGUCAUUGGUUAGCACGGGGUGGUGCUGUUUGUACACCUAUGGUGGAUUGCUUUGUACCCUUACCUUGUUAAAUGAAAGAUUGAU